Molecule: messenger RNA, 1022 nt
Organism: Leptonychotes weddellii (Weddell seal)
Lineage: Eukaryota; Metazoa; Chordata; Mammalia; Carnivora; Phocidae
Source: RefSeq, a predicted model, not a curated record
GCGGGACCCACUCUGCCUCCAGGAAGCUUGCAGUUCGGCAAGAAAUGCCGAGCAGCCGGCAAGCCACUCAGGCUGGUAGAUGCUGCAGUGAAGGGUGGUUGUGCUGGCUCUGGCUGUGGGAAGUGUGACUGCCAUGGAGUGAAGGGACAGAAGGGCGAAAGAGGCCUCCCAGGGUUGCAAGGUGUCAUCGGGUUUCCCGGGAUGCAAGGACCCGAGGGGCCGCAGGGACCACCAGGACAAAAGGGUGACACUGGAGAACCCGGGCUGCCUGGAACGAAAGGGACAAGAGGACCCCCUGGAGCAUCGGGUUACCCUGGAAACCCAGGACUGCCUGGUAUUCCUGGCCAAGACGGUCCCCCUGGUCCUCCAGGUAUCCCCGGCUGCAAUGGAACAAAGGGCGAGCCAGGGCCUCUGGGGCCCCCGGGUUUGCCUGGAUUCGCUGGAAAUCCUGGACCUCCAGGAUUACCAGGAAUGAAGGGGGAUCCAGGUGAAAUCAUUGGCCAUGUGCCUGGGACCCUGUUGAAAGGUGAAAGAGGAUUUCCUGGACCCCCAGGAACACCAGGCUCGCCAGGACUGCCAGGCCUGCAAGGUCCUGUUGGCCCUCCAGGAUUUACCGGACCACCAGGUCCUCCAGGCCCUCCUGGCCCUCCAGGUGAAAAGGGGCAAAUGGGCUUAAGUUUUCAAGGGCCAAAAGGCGACAAGGGUGACCAGGGGGUCAGUGGGCCUCCGGGAGUGCCAGGACAAGCUCAAGUUCAAGAAAAAGGAGACUUUGCCACUAAAGGAGAGAAGGGUCAAAAAGGUGAACCUGGAUUUCAGGGAAUGCCAGGGCUUGGAGAGAAAGGGGAGCCUGGAAAACCAGGGCCCCGAGGAAAACCUGGAAAAGAUGGCGAAAAAGGAGAAAAAGGGAGUCCAGGCUUCCCAGGCGACGCGGGGUACCCGGGACUUCCAGGCCGCGAAGGUUUCAGGGUAAGUGGCGACACUACAGGAGGUUUUCCUUCCGUCUGAGGUUCAGUUUGCAAAAG